This is a messenger RNA of Alternaria conjuncta, 819 nucleotides long. RefSeq lists its product as uncharacterized. The record is from RefSeq and is a predicted model, not a curated record. The transcript has 5 exons. The coding region runs from base 1 to 819 and encodes 272 amino acids. Lineage: Eukaryota; Fungi; Ascomycota; Dothideomycetes; Pleosporales; Pleosporaceae.
AUGACAGAAGUUGUUUGGAUACCUAAGCCAACGGCACAGAUAACGGGUCAAGCUAUCGAAGUGGACGAAGCCGUCGUGGAGCUUCUACCCCAGGGGUGCAAAGCCAUCGUAGCAAAGCUACAUGGCGCCAAAGGCAUACCUCGCCCCAUCGAUUGGGGAACAUACAAAUCAGACCCCAAUAAGCACUUCUACCUCGCGGAGUUCAUGGAGAUGACCGCAGACCUCCCCAAUAUCCACGCAUUCUCUGCCAUGUUGGCUAAGCUACAUCACGACAGCAUGAUAGACCCAAAAGCGCCUAAGGAAUUCGGAUACGAGGUCAUGACACACGAAGGCAGUAUGUACCAGGACAUAACGUGGAGCAAAACAUGGGAAGAGCUGUACAGCCGGCGCUUCCAGUCGUUCGUCGACCAAGAGUUAGUAUCGCAGGGUCCUAGCGAAGAGGUUGAGGAGCUGGUGCUGGGACUCAGAGAGAAGGUCAUUCCGCGACUGCUUCGACCUCUGGAUACGCAUGGUCGCAGACUGAGACCGGUUGCGCUUCACGGCGACAUCUGGUGCGGUAAUAUAGGUACCAAUACGGUUACUGGUGAGCCCGUUUACUUCGACCCCGCAGUCUUUUGGGGCCACAAUGAGUAUGACGUCGGUAGUAUGGCCACUCCUCGUUACAAGCUCGGUCGAGAGUGGAUGCAGGAGUAUCACAAGUUCUUCCCUAUAUCAGCACCAGAGUGCGAUUAUGAAGACCGAAACGUUCUCUAUGCGAUGGCCGUUGUAGAUAUGCAGCGACUCCCCGACAAGUAUCCAGAUGGGUAUCAAGGGGAGUGA